UGAAAUUUUCUUACAUGUAUUGUUGUUUAACUUUUAAUUCCUUACCCACAGGUUUCACUCCUCCUAGCUGCCUAUACAAAACUAACUAUAUGUAAAAACUAUGAAGGAAUAUUUCAUAUUUUCAAAAUGAAUGUUAGGAAGAUAGGGUACAUUUGUAAAACAUUUUUGUUGCAUUUAGCAAGGGACAGGCAUUGAUCAUAAUAUUCUUUGUAAAAUUAAAAUAGACAUUUUACACAAGUGUCUAUACAAAGCUAGGCAAGGUGAGAUUCAAAUUCCCUGUUUUGCGCAAGCAGUUUAUUCAGGGCAUAUACAGUUAGCGUCAAAUAGUUAUUGACUCUCAGGGUUGUUAGGUACCUAGCCAAAGAUACAGACGCAACGAAAAUUGUAAUAAUAUCGGUACAAAAUGUUUAUAGUGCGACCAUCAAUACAUAAUUAUAAUCACUCAAAAAUUCGAGACGUCGUUAUCGAGGAAAAUUGUGAAGUUUCAUACAUUUUAUGCAACAAUUAGCAAUUAACUGCAAUCGUAGGUACCUAGCUACUUGACCGCUUUUGGUAUUCUGAUCGAACACAUCUAGUUGGUAUUUUAAUUCUCCACUUCUCGAACGACUUUAUUAUUAUGAUUAGUUAUGUAUUGUUGACAACAAUAAUAUAGGGUAAACAGGAGUGUUAUUGCCCACCGACAGUUAUUGCCCAUUUUUAGAUUUUUUUAAAAUAAAAAGACAAUUAUUGACUUUUUAUUUUGAGAAGUAUUCACUAGAGGGCACUGUUAUUAAUUUAUGGUAGAUUUUAAAUCAAACUAUUGCAACACUGGAAGAAAAAAAGUCAGUAAUGGCGGAUUUGUAAAAACAAGUGAACGUGUUACUCAAUCAGAAUGCCAAAGACACCCAAAAUUCAGUAUAGUAAAGAAAAUUUACAAAAAGCAAUUGAUACAGUUCAAGAUGUUAACAAUAAGCUAUCUACGAGGCAAAUCGCCGAAAAAUACGGCGUUCCGAGGUCCAGUCUUCGGUACUAUAUUAAACAUCCGGGCCACAAAACCAGCUUAGGGCCAUCACCUGUACUAACUAUUUCAGAAGAAAAUAGUUUAGAAGACUGGAUAAUCAUUUCAGCAAGAAAGGGAUUUCCGCGUAACAAAGAGGACAUAUUAGAUACCGUCCAAAAGUUUCUAAUAGAAAACCCGCGUCCAAACACAUUUUUGAAUAAUAGGCCAGGUGACGGUUGGUGGAAGGCCUUUUUAAAACGACAUCCUAGAUUGGCAACCAGAACUUCAGAAGGUGUGACAAAGGCCAGUGCAUGUGUUUCGGAAAAAGAUAUAAGAGGGUGGUUUACUGAAAUCCAAAAUUAUGCUACUGAAAAAGACUUGGCUUCUGUUUUAAAUGACCCACAUCGAGUAUUUAAUGCAGAUGAGACAAAUUUUCAAAUUUGCGUUAAAACUGGUCAAGUAUUAGCAGAAAAAGGUUCAAAAAAUGUCUAUAAUGUUGAACAAUCUCAAGCUAAAGAGUCUAUUACAGUUUUGUUCACUUUUUCGGCUGCAGGGGAUAUCUGUUGUCCAUUCAUUGUUUAUCCUUAUCAAAGGUUACCUGAAAAAAUUGCUGAUUCUGUACCUGAUGGAUGGGGGCUUGGCAAGUCUGACACAGGAUGGAUGACAACGGAAGUUUUCUAUGAAUACAUUGCUAAUGUAUUUUAUCCAUAUCUCGUCAGCAAAAACGUCGAAUUCCCAGUCAUUCUCUAUGUAGACGGUCAUAAGACUCAUUUAAAUUUCCAUUUAAGCCAGCUUUGUACUCAUCUUCAGAUCGAAUUAAUUGCACUCUACCCAAACGCAACAAGAAUCCUUCAGCCAGCCGAUGUAGCUGCUUUUAGACCUCUCAAAGUAGGAUGGAGAAAAUCUUUAAGGAAAUGGCAAAAUGAACACAAUAAUCAAAGUCUCACAAAAUUAAAUUUUGCACCUGUACUUAAUGAUGCCGUUAUGACGAGUCUAAGACCUGAAAUAUUAGUUAAUGGCUUUAAAGCGUGUGGUCUAUGUCCAUUUAAUCCGGAUGCCAUUGACUAUGGAAAAUGCCUUGGUGCUGCAAGCAAUAAGUUGUCUGUACAAAAUACAAAACCUAUUCCAGAUUUAGCAACGAUAACCUAUUCUACUUUUUCAAAGAUCGUUGGACCAUCUAUUGUUAAGGAUUUCGAAAAUAGACGUCACAAACUGCCGCAUCAAAAAGUUACUGAACACUUGGAUAUGUUAUUUAAGUUAUGGGAAUCAUUUAAGCAUGCUGAAAUUGAAUCUAAUACUAACGAAGUAGUAGAUUGCUCAGUUAUCACACAAGAAAACAAUGAAGAUUCAAUUGAAAACAUUGUCGAUUUACACUCACUUACAGAAGAAACAUCUGAGGGAAUAGAGAGUCUUUCAACGUGUGAUCUUUUCUCCUCAGUGCCUGAGUAUACCAAAUAUAAACCUACAACAGCUUCGACAACUCUACAAAAACAAUAUACCCCAGAAAUAUCUUCUGAAGAGCCACGAGCAAGUACUUCAUUUGCAGUAGCGGCGGCAAACUCUACGCCUCAGUUACCAAGUCCUAAAAUUAUAAAAAGAAAAUAUUCACUGGGAGAGUAUCUAGCUUACCCGGAAACGCCCAUAAGGAAAGGAAAAAGACAAACAGAAAGACAACCAUACGAUAUAAGUUCUCAAAAUUUUAAAGAAGCUUUACAUGUAAAAGUAGUAGAAAAGCAAAAUUUAUUAAAAAUCAAGGAAGAAAAGAAGUUGAUUAGAGACAAGAAAAAAGCUGAAAAAAGUAAGAACACCAUAAAAAUAACCAAGAAACCUAACAAUGAAAAUUCUGCAGUAAAUAUCAAUAGUGAAGUUGAUUCAGAGGAAAUUGAUACAAUCAAGGGAAAUAACGACAACGAGACUGAAACUUUUAAGAACCAUCUCCAAUGUACACCAAAGACGAAAGAAUUAAAUAUAAGCCAUAAGGAAAAUAAACAGGUAGCAACAGGUGGAAAGAUAACUAUUUUAAGCGACAUUAUAAUCAAGCCUACUAUUUGUGUAGUUUGUCAUUUCAGCAUAAUGAAAAAUCCGUUGACCUGCAGUGCUUGUUCAAAAACCUAUCACAUGCGUUGUAUUCCUCAAAAACAUAAAGAACAUAUCCCCGACGACGCCGACUUAAGGUUAUUUUUGUGACAUCGUUGUUUUAUUGUAAAAGAUUCUGACUCAGGUGAUUCUGACUCAUCAUUGUCAGCAAGAGAAUUAUUUGGUGUGAUUAAUAAAGCUAAGCGUAAUCUAUUUUGAGACUGAUUAUCCUAAGAAAGUUAAGAGUUUUGUUAAAAAUUUAUAGUUUUGUUUCUUUAAACUGUGUUUUUUUAUAAAAUUAAGUU
Messenger RNA from Spodoptera litura, 3360 nucleotides. RefSeq lists its product as uncharacterized. Gene Ontology annotation, cellular component: nucleus. NCBI's taxonomy places the organism in Eukaryota, Metazoa, Arthropoda, Insecta, Lepidoptera, Noctuidae. The record is from RefSeq and is a predicted model, not a curated record. Gene Ontology annotation, molecular function: DNA binding.